Molecule: messenger RNA, 718 nt
Organism: Suillus plorans
Lineage: Eukaryota; Fungi; Basidiomycota; Agaricomycetes; Boletales; Suillaceae
Exons: 5
Coding region: 157-444 (95 amino acids)
Source: RefSeq, a predicted model, not a curated record
AGAUACUCCCAUGUGCAGUAGGAUUUUUCUCAUUUAGCUAUUUCGCUCAUCACUCACUGCAGGUACCAUUAAGAAGACCUCGACUGCACAGAUGAUCGAGACAGACGAGCUGGUGGCAGGGGCGGUAGGUGUUUUGUUCGGAGUCGAGAAGGUUGCAUGUACAAAUUUGUUGCAUGUACAUGCCACCGUUUUCGACAGCAUAAUAUGAUGAGAUACGGGGAUACGUUAUGGGCGGUUUCCUGUGCUUGCUAUCCGUUUGAUUUUCUGAUCAAUUCAUGUCUCCUUUUGUGUAUCCAUUGUCUAACUUGCUUUACAUCGCUCAUAGUUCUCGAUGCGUGGAUCAGAAUAUUUCUUCGGAGAACGUGGAAUAUGAUCGCCGUGGUGAUGCUCAAGGCAAAAAACCUCUUCUGGAUGGUAUCUUGUUAUGCAGGUAACACGUUUUGAUGCAACCGGAGCUGCAACUCUCGCGACCACACGAUGAUAAGAUUAUAUGCCAAAUGUGUCCACGGGAUACUGCAUCGCCUGGAUCCCCCAUCUUAUAAAGGACCCAUAGCUGAGCGAACUAUCGCCAUCAACCAGUAUGACGAUUUUGCAAGUGUCUCAAGCUGACGUGCUCUUGUGGUCAAAGUACUAUUAUGGUGCGGGUGUCGUUCAUCAAAUUAGUUGCUUUCGUUGAUCUAUGUUCCUUAUCCUGAUAGCUGCAUUAACAUCGCUUUGG